AUGCCCUCAGAAACGAUCGAAACCGCCAGAGAGACGCUCGUUAAUCCCUCCUCCACGGCGAGCACUUCUGCCGCCGCCCCCCCCCCACACACACACACGCGGUUGAGAAGUCCUCCUUUUUUACUUCUUCAAUCCACCCCCCUCUGCAUUUCUUUCUGUCGUCUCCUAUCCUCCCAUGUUCUAUUUUACUCUCCUUCCUCUCUUCCUCCCACCCACCGUCUUCCCUAUCCUCCUGCUACUACUCUACAAAAAAACACUUCUCCUGCUGCUUCUGCAUCGACGCUCUGUCCAACCUCUCUAUUUUCUACAUCCUCUUUUUCCUUCUCCUUCUACCCAAUUUCCUCCUCCUUUUCGGCUUCAGUUUGUCCUCCUUUCUCUGUCUUCCCGUCUUCCUCCAUUUUUCUUAUUCAUUCUACUCCCCAUCCUCUUUUCCACUUCCUUUUCUAUUCCACAAUAACAUUUUUUCUUGCUAUCCUCCUCCUGCCCUUUCAUAUCAUACUCUUACUUCUCCUUCUGUCUUUUACAUUCUUCUCUUCUUCUUUUUACUUUUUCUUCUCCGUGUUUUUUGUUUUGUUUUUUUGUUUGUUUUUUUUUUUUGUAUUUUCUUUUUUUGUUCUAUUCCAUUUAACACACACUUUUUUCUCCUUCUUACUAUUUCCAAUUUUUUUCGCCAUCCAUUUCCCUGAAGAUGAACUUAAAAACGUGUCCUUCGGAACUGCUAGAGUGCAUUUUCAUGCGAAAAUCAUUUCCACGUGCCUAAACUUUUACGGUCUUUCUUCUCUUCCACCUUGUCAUAAUUCCCUUUUCUCUUUCUCUCCUAUCUUCCAACCCUCUCUUUCUUCCUCCUCCACCUUUUUUUUCUCUUUCUUUUUAUUGAACCACCAUCUCUUCAUCCUCACCCCAACUAGAGAUUGUGAACGGCACGCAUACACAAUCAGCUCGCUAAAAUUAACCACGACAUUCUUUAAUGCACCUAUUGAUAAUCUUAUAAAAUCCAAGAUUUUUUUUUUCUUUUUGUUCUUUGCAUGUCUCUAA
Acanthosepion pharaonis is the source of this 1035-nucleotide messenger RNA. The record is from the annotation of a GenBank genome assembly. NCBI's taxonomy places the organism in Eukaryota, Metazoa, Mollusca, Cephalopoda, Sepiida, Sepiidae.